Messenger RNA from Linum trigynum, 3583 nucleotides. Lineage: Eukaryota; Viridiplantae; Streptophyta; Magnoliopsida; Malpighiales; Linaceae. The record is from the annotation of a GenBank genome assembly.
GCCCGGAAAUCACCGGUGUGGUCCCCAGAACAAAUGGAGCAGGCAGUGGAACCCGCGUUGUGCGGCAUCGAACGUCGAGUAUAAGUACGGUUUUUUCUUCUUCUCGCCGUCGUUGUUGUCUUUCAGUCGUCUGAUGCGAGAGAUCUGGUGUUCGAAAAGCGCGGUGAUGCAACGGGCGGCUUGAAGGCGGAUCAAUUCUCUCGCGACCCAUGGCGGCGGCGGGCAGGUUUUGGCGUUUUGCGCCUAGUGUUCAGAGAUGCCAGAAAGGCUUCACGUCUUCCGGGUCGCCGGGGUUGGGCCCCACUCCCUCAGCGGCGGCGGCGGCGUACUGAUCUUCAUCAUCUUCUUCUUCUUCUUCACAACACCACCUGUACGUUGCGGCCAUGUGGAAGAAUUCCCAGAAUACAGCAAAAAUUAUACAUAAUUCCCUGAAUACAUAAGUUUUAUAAAAUUUUCCCAAACUACCCAAGUUUCAAAGGGUUCGAGUUUAUGGGACUCGAACUACUCACCAGUUCGACGAUAAAAAAACUCGAACUAAAAGCGGAUCGACUUUUAAACACUCGAUCAACAGUGGUUCGACUUUGGAGGACUCGAACAACUAUGAUCGAUCACAAGGGACUCGAUCUCAGUAGAUCGAGUAUGGAAAACUCGACCAAGUAAGAUCGACAUCUAAAACCUCGAUGUAGUGCAACGACUUUAACGCACUCGAUCUUAGUCUGGACUAGAUCGAGGCCUUAAGACUCAAACUACUGGCCCACAGACAUGCUUCAGGAUAGGGUUGCAGGGAUAAGAUUUUUGUUGUCAUAGAUCGAGUUUUAGGGACUCGAACUAGUGUAGUUCGAUUACACUAAACUCGAACUACUUGCUCAAUCAUUCUGUCCAGUCGCUUUCUAUCCGACAUGCGCCAGAAUAGGGCGCAGGGGGGGGGAAUUAUUGGUCGACAUAGAUCGAGUUUAAUGAACUCGAACUAGUGUAGUUCGAGUGUAUUGGACUCGAACCACUCCAUCAGUUUACGAUAAAUAAAAGCCAUCACUUAGCACUUUCUGGCAGCACUCUUCCUUUCUAUCUUCUUUCUUCCAAACACAAACUGCAGCUACUGGAGCACCAUAGCUGAGCAAAGAAGAAAAAUUUUGGAGGUAAGUUCUGCUUACUUUGUUUGAAUGAGCAUAUUAGAAUUUUAGAUUAAUUUAGUAUUGUUUGUACUGUAUGUAAUGAGCUGCUUGUAUGAACUGCAGAAAUGGGUAGAAAAUUUCGAAAAUUCGACUUAAAGAUUCGGUGGAAUGGUCGAAUUACACACUUUCAUGAUAGUAUUGACUACGAAGAUGGUGAAUCAAGUAUUGUCCGGAUUGAGAGCAUAUUUACUUGGCAAGAACUCAGUCAUAUUUGUGUUGAACGAUGUUGCAUAGCAGGGCGAAGAGUAUGCAAGAUGACUUACCGUAUGCCGGUUUACAAGGAUUAUGCACUUGUAUAUGAAGGAUCAGUUUUGUCUGACGAUGAUGACAUUAAUAUGAUGGUGAGAUUUAUUGCAGAGAACAGAUUUCCAAGUGCUGAGGUGUAUGUCGAAACAGAAGUUUUUGGCCAAUAUGGUGGCGGCGGUUAUACCGAACACGGUGAAGGAUCGGGAGGGUUUUCCGGUUCAGGAGAUUUCAGAGUGCGGCAUGAUGCACCAUGGCCAACAUACGAGGAUCGAACUGCAACUGGUCCAUUGGUGGAACAUGACGGACAGGAGUGGCCAGUAUGGAGUGAAGAAUGGGAUUACAUAAGGGCACCCAGACAGUCACCUAGACAAGCAUCUACACCAGCAUCUGGCAAGUUUCUGUAGAAAAAAAAACAUUAAUUAUUAUACAAAAAAAUUAGAAGAAUACUAUCACAUUAAAUAAAAAGUACAUGAGGAAGUGCCUACCGGAUCUGCCGCCCAAACACUUUCAGACCGAUGGUAAGGUUGCUCAUCCAACAAAUCGGUUUCUCGCAGUCCACCUUGAAUGUAUAAUCUAGGAUCGUAAAUACUCGGAUCCAUCUCGACAAUUUUGAGUGAUAGAAGUACCAAACUAAAGAAAAAAAAUCUGAUGCGGAAGAUCGGGCUUAGCCGCAACCACAGAGCAUAUUUUUUUCUUCAAGAGUGGUGGGAGGACGAGAGGAAGAAGAAUGGAGAGUGGUGUGAGUUUUGGUGGAAUAUGAGGGGGGUAUUUAUAGGUUCUGUGGGAGAGUGGAUCGAGUUUACAAAACUCGAACUAGUGCAUCGGUUUUUGGGCACUCGAUCCGCGUCAAAAGCAGUUCGUGGUUAGGCGCAUCGAACGAAAGAGAUCGAGCUUAGGGUAAUCGAUCAACGGUUGAUCGAGCUUGACAUCAGCGAUCCGCGUCAAAUUGAUCGAUUAAAUGAAAAUCGAUCCACUACAUCGAGUUUCACGCACUCGAUCCGCGUCAUCCCUGCUUCGCGGGUUUGACAGUCGAACGGCCUAGAUCGAGUUUAGACCACUCGAUCAACGGUGGGGCGCGCCUCACGUCAUCGAUCCGCGUCAAUUGGAUCGAUUAGGGCUGACUCGAUCCACUUACCUCGAGUUUACCGCACUCGAUCCGGGUCAUCACUGCUUCGCUGGUUGAGCAAUCGAACGACCCUGAUCGCGUCCUGGUACAUCGAUCAAUGGUGGAGCGCUGCCCAGCUCAUCGAUCCACUUCAUGUAGUUCGAGUUUGCCAUCCUCGAUUCACGUGGAUCGUGUUUUCGGCAGUCGAUCCGGCAAAACUCGAACUGUGUCAAACUUUGGUAGUUUGGGAAUUCUUUUUAAAAGUUCGGUAUUCUGAGAAUUUUUUUUAAUUAUUACUGUAUUUAGGGAAUUAAUCCUCUUCAAGCUAACUCCCUUCGGUGAUGGGCGAAGGAAAGUCCUGCUGUAGUACGUUUGUUAUACUCGAGCGAAGAAUAGCUGGGCUGGGCUGCGAUGAAAUGGGCCGGGCUACGGUUGCUGAAGAACGAGUGGAUUUGCACUAUAGUGCUCUGGCGUUGCAGAAUGUUGGUGUGACGGAGGACGAGAAGCUGGAAAUAGUAACGACUCGUCACGAAACCAAGACGCUGCCUGAGCUUCAAGAUGACGGUAAUUAUCCGAGUGACGAAGCAGGAGGAGGAAGAAGUAGUAGUAGCUGUAAUGUUAUGCCGACAUUAUAUUGCUGGAUGAGAAGAUUACAUCGCAGAAAUCACAGCUUAAUAAACAACCGAGAUUAAUUAAUAUCAGUAAUGGAGAUUCGUUUUUUUUCUAAAAGAUAAUCGUAUAUAUUGAUUUAAACAAUAGAUCAUUACAUCAUUGUAUUUAAUCGGGCCAUAAAAUCAAAGAAACGACAUGUAGUCGGCUACAAUGAAAGGGUCUUUCUAGCAUGCUAAAGGAAACCGUACCGGACAUCAUACCGGAUUCCUUUCUGGUAGGGUAUUUUGUGGUAGGAUCGUGGUUCAAUCGUUUCGUACCGGUAAAUACCGUUUUUGUAAUAAUAAAAUAUAUUUUUUGUCCAAAAACCGUGUUGGCAAAAUCAGAGUACCGUCUCGGAGUAAUACCGGAUGUAUCGGGAUAUACCGGACAAUAAAUGAAAAAAAUACAA